AUGACGUACCCCAACACCAGCACACUUGCAGUCAAUGUCACUGAAGCUUUGGAUGGCCAUGACUCUGGAGGAAACAUCUACCGACCCUUUUCUGUUUUCAGCGUUCUCACUCUUACUUUACUGGCGAUGCUGGUGGUGGCCACUUUUGUUUGGAACUUGCUGGUGCUGAUCACCAUCCUGAGGGUGAGAACAUUUCACCGAGUGCCCCACAACCUGGUGGCUUCAAUGGCCAUCUCAGAUGUCAUGGUGGCUGCUCUGGUCAUGCCCCUCAGCCUAGUCCAUGAGCUGAACGGCAGGCUGUGGAAACUGGGGCGCGUGCUCUGCCAGGUGUGGAUCUCAUUCGAUGUUCUCUGCUGCACAGCCAGCAUCUGGAAUGUGACAGCCAUUGCGCUGGACCGCUACUGGUCCAUCACCAGGCACCUGGAGUACACACUCAAGACACGGAAAAAGAUCUCCAAUGUGAUGAUCGCACUCACUUGGCUGCUGUCCUCUAUCAUCUCCUUGUCGCCACUCUUCGGCUGGGGGGAGACAUACUCAGAGGGGAUGAAGUGCCAGGUGAGCCAGGAGCCUUCCUACACCAUUUUCUCCACCUUUGGGGCAUUUUACCUCCCUCUUUGUGUGGUUCUCUUUGUUUAUUGGAAGAUCUACAAGGCUGCCAAGUUUCGGAUUGGCUCCCGCAAGUCCAACACAAUCACACCCAUGGCUGAGGUAAAGGACGAGACACAGCAGCCCCAGAUGGUGUUUACUGUGCGCCAUGCCACUGUGACCUUCCAGACAGAUGGGGACACAUGGCGUGAGCAGAAGGAGAAAAAGGCAGCGCUGAUGGUAGGCAUUCUGAUUGGCGUGUUUGUACUUUGCUGGAUCCCGUUCUUCAUCACCGAGCUCAUCGUCCCACUGUGUUCCUGUGACAUCCCACCAAUCUGGAAGAGCAUCUUCUUGUGGCUGGGCUACUCCAACUCCUUCUUUAACCCACUUAUAUACACCGCCUUUAACAAGAACUACAACAACGCCCUGAGAAACCUCUUUUCCCGGCAGCGCUAA
This is a messenger RNA of Archocentrus centrarchus (flier cichlid), 1041 nucleotides long. It is a transcript of the gene htr5ab, whose product is annotated as 5-hydroxytryptamine (serotonin) receptor 5A, genome duplicate b. Gene Ontology annotation, molecular function: G protein-coupled serotonin receptor activity. The record is from RefSeq and is a predicted model, not a curated record. The transcript is spliced from 2 exons. Gene Ontology annotation, cellular component: plasma membrane. NCBI's taxonomy places the organism in Eukaryota, Metazoa, Chordata, Actinopteri, Cichliformes, Cichlidae. Gene Ontology annotation, biological process: adenylate cyclase-activating adrenergic receptor signaling pathway; positive regulation of MAPK cascade. The coding region runs from base 1 to 1041 and encodes 346 amino acids.